This is a messenger RNA of Schistosoma mattheei, 1834 nucleotides long. The record is from the annotation of a GenBank genome assembly. NCBI's taxonomy places the organism in Eukaryota, Metazoa, Platyhelminthes, Trematoda, Strigeidida, Schistosomatidae.
AUGUCCUCUCAAACAGAUAGUGUAACUUCUUAUGAUCUCGAUGAAGUUUCCUCGAAUCCAGCUAAGAACAACAAUAAAACACUAAUUAAUAAUAGUACUAUACAAAAUACAAUAAAACAAAUGAAGUUUAACAUUUCAAAUUAUUUAAUCACUAACCGAAAUGAAUCAAAUCAAAUUAGAUUAAAUGAUAAUAUGCAUAUAAAUGAUAUUACUAAUGAAUCAUCUUGUAAAUUAUCUAAUCAAAAUGAUUCGGAAUUUCUCAAUACCGGAUUUACUUUAAUUGGUUAUACAUUUCUACUUCAAAUUAUUUUACAUAUCAUGACAUUUUUAUUGAAUAGUCUUUCUUAUCGUUAUUUGGAUACAGCUAGUUUAGGCUUAGUCAAUGUUCGACUUGGUUUAUUUUAUUCAACAUUGAUAUUUACUUCAAGAGAAGCAUUUCGUCGUGCAUGUCUUAGUCGCGGUGGACAAGUAGUCAAUAGUAACGAUAAUAAUAAUAAUAAUAAUAAUAAUAAUAAUAAUAAUAAUAAUAAUAAUAAUAAUAGAAAAUCAACUGAAUCAUUAUCAAAUGCAAGUGUUACUACAAUAAUUGAUUCUACAAAUGAUGAUUUUGUUGAUGUUUCUCAGUUUAUUAAAAGUUGUAAGCAUGAAAUUAAUCAAGAUGGUCAUACUUCAAUUCAGUGUAGUUUACAAUAUAAAGAACAAUUGUAUGGAAUUUUAAAUCUUGCUUGGCUAGUACUUCCAAUUGGUUUCAUCAUUGUAAUACUAUUGAGUUUUGUGUGGAUUUACAUCUUACCAUCUCCAAGUAAUCUAAUUAAUGAGUCAAAUUCUGAAUUAAAUUUAACAUCGUCAAUUAUUGAACAACGUUACAUCCUCUGUAUCAUGAUAUACGCUUUAUCUGGUCUUUUUGAAUUAGCUACUGAACCACUAUGGCUUAUUUGUCAAUUAUCUCAUGAAGUUCGUGCAAGAAUUUUCAUUGAAGCUUUUGCUAAUACUGCUCGUUCAAUUGGAAUACUAUUUGCAAUAUUUACUGUACCAUCUCAGUAUGCCAUUUAUUCACUUAGUAUACCUCAACUUCUUCAUGGUUCAACAUUGUUCAUAAGUUACUUAUUGUAUUUUCAAUAUGGUAUACCACGUUCAACAUCAAAUAACGAAUUGAGACUUAAAGGAAUCACAGGAAUCGCUUCGUUAAAAGAUAUUUUACCAAGUUAUUUUCGGUAUUCUAUCGACCGACAAGGCCUACAACUCGUAAAGAAUUUUUUGGUCAGUGUAUACUGAAACAACUUUUAACUGAAGGUAUGCAAAUAUUUCGUACGUUUAAUAUGAAGUAAGAAGUGUUAACGUUGAUAUGAUUUGAAAUUCCUCAGACAGUUUCUUUCGAGGUGGCAACAUAUUUGUUACUUGGCUGUGGUACUACUCGGUUGCCCAAACUAAAGGAGGCAUUUUACUUGAAGGGACUACUCCUCGAUCCUCUUAUCUGGAGGUUUGAUUCACAAGACAUUAGAGUGACGUCAGAGGAUGCAAUCCCGUGGUAGCAGUGAUCAAAAUAUGUAUGUACCCCACUGGCUUAUAGUCAGGGUUUUUCAACUCCCCUACUUAUACUAUCCGUACCCACUAACUUGGUUUAAGCUCCUUACAUCCACUCUUCAUCUCCUCACUUUCAUCAAAAGCACCAAUUGCUACGUGAAGACAGUGAGUAGAGCAGAACCUCUGUGAUAGGAACUAUAAAUCCUCGUUCACAUGGGGUAUUUCGAGGUGGAAAAAUAACUCUUUCCACCCUCAUCUUGAAAGUCUGAUCAGCUCUAAUGGGUUGGUAUCGGACGAAAUCUCAGCACGG